Penicillium argentinense is the source of this 1596-nucleotide messenger RNA. It is a transcript of the gene wetA, whose product is annotated as developmental regulatory protein WetA. The transcript has a single exon. NCBI's taxonomy places the organism in Eukaryota, Fungi, Ascomycota, Eurotiomycetes, Eurotiales, Aspergillaceae. Bases 1 to 1596 code for a protein of 531 amino acids. The record is from RefSeq and is a predicted model, not a curated record.
AUGUUCGCUCAACCGUUCGACCACUCGUUCAAUGACUUGUUCAACCAAUACGUCAAUAUGGAGUCCUCCGGGCCCGACGGCAACAAAGACUCGUCGUUCUCUGGUGACCUUGACCAACUCUUCCCACUAGAUUCGCUUUCCAGCGACUGUGGCGAUCUCUCCCCCACUGGCUCCACUUCCAAAUGCCAUCGUCAAUCGCCGCAACCUUGGGCUAAGGACUGGUCUCUGCAAGAAGACAGCUCUUCCGGCGACCACUUCGCUUUUCAAGACACCGUCCACCCUUCCGCCAUUUCUGACCUCGGCCUGAACAAUUUCGAGGUCUCCUCCCACCCUACUGGAACAAACGGCAUCCCAUCCGCCUCGCCAUCCACCCCGCCAGCUACUCCUCAGCGCAAAGCUAAUAAGAGUGCUCUCAUCACCCCCAAAUCUAUCCGCCAUCGUGACCCGAAUGAGCGUCGCGCGCUUCUGCGCAAGCAAUCCUUCUCUCCCAGUCUGAUGCGCUCUUCCAUCCAAAAGGGAAGGAUGGCAUACCCCGAGGUCUGGGCCCAGAAGCUCCAGAACUUCACGUUCGCCGGCUCCGAUGAUCGUCUGCCGCUCUCUCCCCCACCGUCGGAUGUGCUUAUCAAGCACGAGAACAUGACCGCCGACGCCAUGCACCAGCAACAGGACUCGGCAGAAAUGCCUGGUCAGUAUGACACACGCUUCUUUCACCAGUCCCCCGCUGUUUCCAUGCCUUCGCCUUCUGUUGGCGCAUAUGCUCGACACCAGCACCAAUACAUCAACCAACCCGGCUCCGCAGCCUUGACCAACUCCAGCCCUCCCUCCGCAGAUGAGAUCUUCUCUUCCUCACACUCCUCCGAUCCUCAUUCGAUCUCCUCAUGGCAGUCUGAUGCCCUUGGUACCUCUUCUCUUUCCUUCACACCCGACCUCCAGUCGCACGAUUCCCAGUGGUGGUCUCCUAUGCCCUCGCGGGCCACACAGCAACCGCAACAGCAGCAGCAGCAGCAACAACAACAACAACAGCCAACUCCUUAUCAGUCCAUGGUGCCUUCUCCCGCACCCCAGCGCUCCAUGCAAAGUGUUGGGGGCCAUAAUGACCUGAUGCAAGGCGGCUUGAUGAUCCAAAUGGACCCGACCUUUGACAUGUCCGGCAAUUCCUCCUCCUUCUCCUCCAAUAUUGCCUCGAGUUCGCAAAAGUUCGUUACUCCAUUCACCGCCCCUCAACAAGUCCACACCUCCCGCUCUCCCUCCCUCUCUCCCAAGGCCGGGACAUCCCCGAAAAACUCCCGCAACAAAGGACACAGCCGUACCCACAGCCGCAAGCUUUCUGGCCAGAGCAUGAACGGACCCAAGUCGGCAAAGUCCUCCACCAGCCCCCGUGGCUCCAACAAGUCUGUGAAUGUGUCCUUCGUGAAUUUCACCUCCCAGGAUAGCCAAAGGAUCCUCACCGGCGUCGCGCCCUCUGGCAGCUCCAAGACAAAAGCCCGUCGUGAGCAAGAAGCCAAGGACCGACGACGCAAACUGAGUGAGGCGGCUCUCCGUGCCGUCCGCAAUGCCGGCGGCGAUGUCGAUGCUUUGGAAGCAGUAUUAUGCUGA